Molecule: messenger RNA, 581 nt
Organism: Enhydra lutris kenyoni (northern sea otter)
Lineage: Eukaryota; Metazoa; Chordata; Mammalia; Carnivora; Mustelidae
Product: synaptonemal complex protein 3-like
Exons: 7
Biological process (GO): spermatid development; meiotic cell cycle
Cellular component (GO): synaptonemal complex
Source: RefSeq, a predicted model, not a curated record
GAAACAAUCCAGUAACCCAUGAACGUGGGCGAAAAAGGCCUUCUGCAGAAACACUUGAGGAAGAUGUCGGGAAUGAAGUACAGAAGAUGCUGCAAGAACUAGAAGUUGACAUUAAACAGGCUCUUCUUGCAAAGAGAAAAAUGUUCGAAAUGAAUGCAAAAGCUUCUGUCAAAACCACUAACGAAAAAAUUGAGCAUGUUUGGAAGAUACAGCAAGAAGAAAGGCAGAAUCUUCAUCUCAAGUAUUCUCAGCAGUUUCUGACUUUGCUUUGGGAGUGGGAUACAGACAUGCGGAAAACCCAGGAACAAGAAGAAAAACUAGCUGGUAUGUUCCGAGAGCAACGAAAGAUUCUUCAACAAGCUAGAGUUGUUCAGAACCAGAGACUGCAAAAAAUUAAAAAUCUAUAUGAGCAAUUCUUAAAGAGUAUGCAGGACUUAGAGAAGGAGCAUGAACAUCUUCUUGCUGAUGAACAAAAUGAAGUUAGAGAAGAAAUGACCAAGUUGCAAAACAAAAUUAUGAUGGAAGCUCAACGGCAAGAGCUGGCAAUUGUUCAAAAGUCUCUUCAUUCCUUGUUGUUCUGA